Oryza sativa Japonica Group (Japanese rice) is the source of this 2182-nucleotide messenger RNA. RefSeq names its product sodium/hydrogen exchanger 6. The record is from RefSeq and is a predicted model, not a curated record. Gene Ontology annotation, biological process: regulation of intracellular pH; proton transmembrane transport; sodium ion import across plasma membrane. Gene Ontology annotation, cellular component: endosome; plasma membrane. Gene Ontology annotation, molecular function: potassium:proton antiporter activity; sodium:proton antiporter activity. NCBI's taxonomy places the organism in Eukaryota, Viridiplantae, Streptophyta, Magnoliopsida, Poales, Poaceae.
CCGCAUUCCCCCCACGCUUUCCCCCCCGCGAGCCUUCUGGAAGAAGCACGCAUCGAUUGACCGCGACCGACCUCGCCGCCGGCGACCGUACGGAUUCCGCCCCUCCCCGCCGCGGCGGCGGCACCACCGGGGCGCGCGCGCCGGGAUGGCGCUGGAGCUGAGCCUGGUGUCCGCUUCGCCCCCUGGUGGGCUGGCGGCGAGCCCGCCCCCGCCCGCCGCCAUCCCGGGGAAGGAGCAGCAGGUGGCCGGGGUGGGGAUCCUGCUGCAGAUCUCCAUGCUCGUGCUCUCCUUCGUGCUCGGCCACGUCCUCCGCCGCCACCGGUUCUACUACCUCCCCGAGGCCAGCGCGUCUCUCCUCAUCGGUCUAGUUGUCGGUGGGCUUGCUAAUAUUUCAAAUACAGAGACCAACACUAGGAUGUGGUUCAACUUCCAUGACGAAUUUUUCUUCUUGUUCUUAUUGCCUCCAAUAAUAUUCCAAUCAGGAUUCAGUCUAUCCCCAAAACCAUUCUUUGCAAAUUUUGGGGCUAUUGUAACUUUUGCCAUCCUUGGGACAUUCAUUGCUUCUGUUGUAACAGGAGUUCUCGUCUAUCUUGGUGGGUUGACAUUUCUAAUGUACAAACUUCCAUUUGUUGAGUGCCUCAUGUUCGGUGCUCUUAUAUCUGCAACUGAUCCUGUCACUGUGUUAUCAAUAUUCCAGGAGCUGGGCACUGAUGUUAACUUGUAUGCUCUUGUGUUUGGAGAAUCUGUUCUAAAUGAUGCGAUGGCGAUUUCGCUUUACAGGACAAUGUCAUUGGUCAGAAGUCAAGCAGCAGCUGGGGAGAACUUCUUUAUGAUGGUUUUCCAGUUCCUUGAGACCUUUGUUGGUUCAUUGUCAUCAGGUGUUGGAGUUGGAUUUAUCUCUGCUCUUCUGUUUAAGUAUGCUGGACUGGAUAUUGACAAUCUUCAAAACUUGGAGUGCUGCCUUUUUGUUCUCUUCCCAUACUUCUCGUAUAUGUUAGCAGAAGGACUUGGGUUGUCAGGAAUUGUUUCCAUACUAUUCACAGGAAUGGUUAUGAAGCACUAUACAUUUUCCAAUCUCUCAAACAACUCUCAGCGCUUCGUUUCUGCCUUCUUUCACUUGCUGUCAUCUUUAGCAGAAACAUUUGUGUUCAUUUAUAUGGGCUUUGAUAUUGCCAUGGAAGAACAUAGCUGGUCUCAUGUGGGCUUCAUAUUCUUCUCAAUUAUAUUUAUAAUCAUUGCAAGGGCAGUAAAUGUCUUUUCUUGUGCAUAUUUGGUUAACAUGUCACGGCCAGAACAUCGACGCAUACCUCUAAAGCAUCAGAAAGCACUUUGGUUUAGUGGGCUUAGAGGGGCCAUGGCUUUUGCACUUGCUCUCCAAUCUGCCAAUGAACUUCCUGGAGGACAUGGAAAAACAAUAUUCACAACCACCACAGCUAUUGUUGUUUUAACGGUACUUCUUAUCGGAGGAUCGACGGGCACCAUGCUGGAAGCUUUGGAUGUAAUUGGUGAUGAAAACAGAUCAAUAGAAAAUUAUGACGACAACAAUGGUUACAUCCCCCCAACGUAUGAGGAAGGUUCAUCAUCUGGAGGAGGAUUAAGAAUGAAACUGAAGGAAUUCCACAAAAGCACGACAUCGUUCACUGCCCUUGACAGGAACUAUCUGACUCCAUUUUUCACCAGUCAAACUGAUGAGGAUGAUGAUGUCUUCGGUGAACAACCCCAAAACCAGAGACGCGGAUUCUAUGACCAAUAGCUUGGAUGAGUUGCCACCUGACAGCCACAUACACGAUACUUAGCAUGGUAGCAUGUGAUGAGAUUGGAAGCGAUCGUAAGUAUACAACUUCUCAUAGUUGAAUAGCAUAUGAAAGAGCAUACCGUAGGAUAGAUAUCAUAACACAACUUGAUUCGUCGGCGAUGACGAAAGCAUGCUGCUUCAUGUAUAUAUUUUAGGCCUCGAUUAGUACGUGGUGGAGCUGUAAUGAGACAAAAAUGAUUGUAAGGGAAAAAAAACUGAGCCCAAGCCCAUGUCAUGAGUUAGAAUGAUUGCAAUAACCCAGAGCUGAUCAUUGGCAGCUUACUGUCAAGUUGGAAAAGCAUGUUAACCAAAUCACCAGCUGUGUCAUUGGCUGGUCUUGAAGUUACUGAUCAUCAUUGGGGCUUAAAUCAUUCAUGUUUGAAAACU